AUGAUAAAAAGUAAAUUUUUUUGUAAAUCCCUGAAAUUCUUUAUGCAUCCAUAUUCAAAAAUAAAAAAUGAAAAAUCAUUUAUAGAUUUAAAUUUUAUAAAAGGAUAUAGUAACUUUAUAAAAAAGAAAUGUGUACCAUAUGAUAAAAAAAAAUAUAUUUUUUGUAAUAAGAAUAGAUUAAUAAGUAAUGUUGGAAAUAAGAUAAAUAAAAAAGAAUCGGAGGAACAAUAUGAUAGUGAUGAUGAUAAUGAUAAAUUGGUAUUAAAUGACGAUGAGGAUGAUGAGAAAAAACAAGUACAUAUUAACAAUAAAACAGAAGCAACUAAUAUAACAAAUAUAAAUAAAAAUAUUGAAAAUAUUAAAAACGAUAUGUCAAAUUUAAAUAAUAUGAAUGAUUCUAACCAAAAAAUAAAAAUGAAGAAUAAAGGAAAAUAUGAUUCAGAUGUCAUCAUAAUGUAUGAUCACUUUUUUCAGUUACCCCAAAAUUUCCUUUCGUCAAAAUUAAGUGAAGAAGAAAUCGAAUAUAUAAAUACUGGAAUAUAUAACCCAGAUUUUGAUAAUUAUAUUAACAAUAUAGUUAUGAAAAAGAAAAAAUAA
Molecule: messenger RNA, 597 nt
Organism: Plasmodium falciparum 3D7
Lineage: Eukaryota; Apicomplexa; Aconoidasida; Haemosporida; Plasmodiidae
Source: RefSeq, a predicted model, not a curated record